Cotesia glomerata is the source of this 2964-nucleotide messenger RNA. Its product is annotated as LMBR1 domain-containing protein 2 homolog. Lineage: Eukaryota; Metazoa; Arthropoda; Insecta; Hymenoptera; Braconidae. Gene Ontology annotation, cellular component: membrane. The transcript is spliced from 9 exons. The record is from RefSeq and is a predicted model, not a curated record. Bases 101 to 2197 code for a protein of 698 amino acids.
AAUGAAAAAAAGUCGUGAGCUUGAAAAAGAAUUAGAAAAAGAAGAAAAAUAAAAUAAAAUAUCUUAUAAAAUUGUCAAUUAUUAAUUGUAAUAAUUAAUCAUGAGUGUUGGUCCUUUGGUAACGGAGAUAGUGCUGGCGUUUUGCCUUGCAACGACACUUUUAUACCGAUAUGGAAAUAUAUUUAGAAAUCAUAUUGUCGUCACCGUUUCUGUACUUAUCGCUUGGUACUUUUCAUUGUUAAUUAUAUUUGUUUUACCGUUAGAUGUGUCAUCUACUGUAUAUAGACAGUGUGUAGAAAAAAAUAGUCGUUACAAUUUAUCAGUAACUACAGACAACAAUAACACUAGUAAUGUAACGAUAAAAUGCGAGAAGCCGUGGUCUAGUGUCCCAGACAGCGUGUUUCCAAAUUUAUGGAGAAUUGUCUACUGGACAUCUCAGUGUUUGACGUGGUUAAUAUUACCCUUGAUGCAGUCGUACAUCAAAGCUGGUGACUUUACAGUCAAAGGAAAAUUAAAGUCCGCUUUGAUAGAUAAUGCUAUUUAUUACGGAAGUUAUCUGUUUAUUUGUGGUGUACUCUUGAUAUACAUCGCAUUGAAGCCUGGUUUAGAUCUUGAUGGUCAAAAAUUAAAAGCCAUCGCAUCAUCGGCUUCAAACACAUGGGGACUUUUUUUGUUAAUAAUGCUAUUGGGUUACGCGCUAGUCGAAGUACCACGGGGACUGUGGAAUGCUAGUAAACCAGGUUUUACAUUACAGUACAGUUAUUUCAAAGCUUCGAAGUUAAAUUUAGAAAAAUGCGAAGCUGAAGAAACUGUCGAUGAUAUUUUAGAGUCGCUGCAAGCUGCAUCAACAGCCAUUGGUAGCACACAUCCAUUUCAUCGUAAUCUAGAGACAAUAUUUCAAAAAGUACCAAUUGAAUUGAAAGAACGUAUGAAUAGAAGACAACUUCCUGAAGAUGCUCACACAAAUGCUCCCUCUGAGAAAUCAUUAAUUAGAUUACAUAGACAAACAAUCAAAGCUCUGCAAACGCUCCAAAGAACGGAAACCCAAUGGGGAAUUUUAGUUGAACAAAUUUUUCAUCUAGAAGAUAUUUCGAAAAAUCAAACGAAUCAUGAUAGAAGAUUCAAGUCAUCUUUUCCAACUAUUCGUCCGUUUUUUAUUCGUUUAAUUUAUAACCCAACACUAGAAUGGUAUUGGAACUGCAUAAUCAAAAGUCAUGUACAAAAAGGAUUGGCCAUAGUUGCCGGGUGUUUAUCAGUAGCAGUCGUUUGGUCUGAAGUAACUUUCUUUAAUAAGGAUCCAGUACUGUCACUAUUUGCUCAAUUUUUAAAGUUGGCUUCUGUAAAAUACGAUUACCUAACGAUUGAGAUCCUAUCGACAAUGAUAAUUGCAUAUCUUUGUUACUGUGCGUACUCGACAGUGCUUAAAAUUCGGCUGUUGAAUCUCUACUACCUGGCGCCACAUCACCAAACAAAUGAGUACAGUUUGAUAUUCAGCGGUAUGAUGUUCUGUCGUUUGACACCACCAAUGUGUCUUAAUUUCCUUGGAUUGAUUCACAUGGACUCGCACAUUAUUAAAACGCACAUACUGGAAACUCAUUACACUCAAGUAAUGGGACAUAUGGAUGUAAUAUCAAUUAUAUCCGAUGGGUUUAACGUAUACUUUCCGAUGGCAAUUUUAGCAUUUUGUUUAGCGACUUACUUUAGUCUUGGCAGUAGAUUAUUAUCUGUAUUAGGGUUCCAACAAUUUCUUGGUGACGAUGAAGUUACCACAGAUCUCGUAGAUGAAGGAAGAGAAUUGAUACAGCGAGAGCGACGCAGAAGACAACGUAUUGAAGAGUCAAUAAUGCGUCGUCGUGAAUUUCAAGAACGAACAAAUAACCCAGCACGUAAUCGUAAUUCUAGACAAAGUGUUGAUACCGUACGGUCUGUCAAACGCGACGAAUCUACUGAAUCAGUCAGAGCAGGUCUACUGCGUGAUUUUGAUACCUCUGAUUACUAUGUCGGUACGACAUUUAACUCAUCCUCGAACAGAUAUGGAGCUAAUAACGCAUAUGAACGCAAUGGAUAUCAGUCCAGUGAUUUUUACGAUAUUAAUAAUGACGAGGAUAAUUCGAGAAUAUAUUCUUCGUCCUCGAUCAAUAAUAGUAGUAGUAAUUACAGUAGAGCACCGCCACGAAGAAUAUUUGAUGAUGUGUGAGUUUGCUAGUUACAAGCACCCAGCAUUUUUUUUUUUAAACAUAGUUAGCUAAUUAAUAAUUAAUAUAUACAUAUGUAAUUUUAAAGAACGAUUCACUGGAUCGUAAUGAGCCUUAUUCAAAUUAUUUAACUACUACAUAGUAAUAUAUACAUAUAAAAAAUAUUUAUAUUUAUGUACAAGGUAAUUUAUAAAACUGUUCUUUAACUUUGAAAUAUUUUUUAUAAUCCUCCGAGCUUAUGACCGAUUUCAAAGACAAAAAGCAGUUUUAAUUACCUUGUUGCUUAAUUGCUUGAUUUUUUUUUACCAAGCAUGUACAAUAUAUCUCGUCAGUUAUUUUAAUUUCUUAAUUUUAUUAUAAAAUUGCUAUUAUUCAUUAUUUAGUCAUUAUUAUUAUUAUUAUUAUACUGACACGUUUCUUAUUGAAAUAUAAAUAAUAAAUAUUUUCACAGUGAUAGAUAGGAAUUAACUAUUAAUGGUAAAUAAAUAAAAAAUUGCAUUAAUUUACAUAUAUAUAUUUAUUUGAUUAAAAAUCUUUUUUUUUGCUAUUAGUUAUAUAAAUAACAUACUUUAUUGGUAUUAGAUAAAAACUAUUUAAAAAUUGUGCGUAAAAUUGAUUAAAGAGUUGUAUCAAAGCUAAAAUAAAAUUCAAAAAAUGUAUUUUGAUUGUUUUAGAUUGUGCGUAGUGCGAUGUACUGUUAUAAUUAUUUUAUUAAUGAAAAUGGCAGUUUUAGCACGAAUUCUAAAUAAAUAACUUUUGGCAUUUGGAA